UACCUCUCCCCAACUUACUCUCUUUACAUACAAAAUUCACAACCCUUCUCUUUCUCUCCAUCUCCACAUCUUCUCUUCCCAACAAUGUCUGACAGAGUGUUCCCUUCUUCGAAACCCGCCACUAAUGGCACCGCCGCGCCUGCCACCAAGCCACCUCUUCGCCCUCCUUACCGACCCCAACCCCACCACCGACGUCACCGUACUCGCCGCAAUUACUGUUGUUGUUGCUGUUUUUGGACUGUUCUCAUCCUCCUCAUUCUCGCUUUUAUUGUGGUAAUUGCUGGCACUGCUCUUUACGUCCUCUACCGCCCUCAACGCCCCGCUUUCUCCAUCCCUUCACUUCGAAUCCACCGACUCAACCUCACCACCAACUCCGACUCCUCCUCUAAUCACCUCUCUGCUCUCUUCAACUUCACUGUCACUUCCAAAAACCCCAACUCCCAUCUCACUUACUCGUAUCAACCAUUUGACAUCUCUAUUUUCUCAUCCAACGACGUCUUCUUGGGUAACGGCACUUUACCGGCUUUCACCUCCCCGACUAAAAACCAAACUGUUUUCAAAAACGUCAUCGUUUCCGGCUCCAAUGAGCUUGAUACGGAUUCUGUAACUUCACUGAAAUCGGAUCUGAAGAAGAAAAGCGGGGUUCCUCUGAAAAUUGUCCUGGAUACUAAAGUGAAAGUGAAAGCGGGGAACCUGAACAGCAAGAAGAUUGGAAUCAGAGUUACGUGUGAAGAGUUCAAAGCGGUGGUGCCGAAAGGUAAGUCACCGUCGGUGGCUACUACUGAUAAAUCUAAGUGUAAGGUCGAUCUUCGGAUCAAGAUCUGGAAAUGGACUUUCUAAUCUAGUUAAAUUUUUUUUUUUAAUUAUCUCUGUUUGGUGGGUUUUUUGAGGAAAAAUUAUAUAAAUAUAAACAUAUUCUGUUCUUCAAUUGCUGAAGUGUUUAAAGAAAUGGUAGCAGAGAAGAGAAAGUUGUUAAAUUUAUA
Molecule: messenger RNA, 983 nt
Organism: Mangifera indica (mango)
Lineage: Eukaryota; Viridiplantae; Streptophyta; Magnoliopsida; Sapindales; Anacardiaceae
Product: NDR1/HIN1-like protein 13
Exons: 1
Coding region: 85-840 (251 amino acids)
Cellular component (GO): plasma membrane
Source: RefSeq, a predicted model, not a curated record